AGCCGGAUGAUUCGAGUCGGUGACUCGUUGUAUUUCGACGGCGCUCGUCUCCAAUUAGCAGACGCCGCCCCUCUUGAUCGAAUCGGAAUCACCGCGCAGCCGUCGUUCGUUCUUCCCGCUGCUUUGGAUUCCCUCAUUCGAUCGUUGUAGCAGACGCUUUUCAAGCCUCGAUAUCGGAAGAGGCAGGGGGUGGGAGGUGAAUCCGUGCGGCGGCGUAGUAAUCUUCUGGGUCUUGAUCUGUCCCUGAAUCCCUCAUCGUCGUGGCUGAUCGUCGUCUGAAUAGGUAGGUCUUGAGUGAGAUGGGCGUCGGCCGAUGGGUCUCGCUUCUUCUCGCGUUCGGAUGCCUUUUUGGAGUUCUCGAUGCCAGCGCUGGUGACGCGGAUCCGCUCUACAGAAAUUGUGUUGUGCAAUGCGAAAAGACUGGAAAUAUUGGGGACCACGCCAUCCAGCACUGCAAGUUUUCAUUUACUGAUGUCCCUCUCAAUGGUUCAUGGUAUAUGCAAAAGCCACUUUAUUUGCAGUGGAAACAACUGAACUGCAGGAGCGACUGCCGUUACUACUGUAUGAUGCAGAGUGAAUAUCAAAGGGAAAAACUUGGUUUGGGUCCUGCUAAAUAUCAUGGAAAAUGGCCGUUCAAACGUGUAUUUGUUUUCCAGGAGCCUCUUUCUGCUGUCCUCUCGGCGUUCAAUCUGUUGAUGCAUUUCAUUGGCUGGCUAACAUUUUUCAUCUUAGUAUCUUACAAGUUGCCUCUUAGGCCUCAAAGUCGGAGGACAUACUAUGAGUACACAGGCUUAUGGCAUAUAUAUGGGUUAUUGUCUAUGAAUGCUUGGUAUUGGAGUGCUAUAUUCCAUACUCGAGAUUUUGACUUGACGGAAAAGUUAGAUUACUCAUCUGCUGUGGCUGUACUUGGAUAUUCUUUCAUUUUGUCUCUAUUGAGGAUAUUCAAUGUGAAGGAUGAGGCUUCAAGGGUUAUGUUUGCUGCCCCAAUUUUAGCCUUUGUGACAACACAUAUCUUGUACCUCAAUUUCUAUGAAAUGGACUAUGGGUGGAAUAUGAAAGUGUGCCUUGUGAUGGGUGUUUCUCAGAUUCUGAUGUGGGUAAUCUGGGGUGGUGUAACUCGUCAUCCCUCACGCUUCAAGCUGUGGACAGCUAUGAUCGGAUGUGCUCUUGCAAUGCUUUUGGAGAUUUACGACUUCCCUCCUUUUCAUGGAUAUGUAGAUGCUCAUGCUCUCUGGCAUGCCACCACCAUUCCCCUCACAUACCUCUGGUGGAGCUUUAUCAAGGAUGAUGCUAAAUUCAGGACAUCCACUCUUGUGAAAAAGGUCAAGUAAGUUCUUUCUGGCCGCUGCCUCAUACAUGAACCUCAAACACUGGACCUCAUCAGUUGUUGAAUUGUAAUGGUCUCUGUUUCUCCAUGAGAAAUUUAAUUAUAAUUACCUUAGUGGACUUCUUUCUUGUUUAUUUCUAUAAAUUUUGUGUUAUUGUUGAAAUGAAGUGCAUUGUUCAUUUACUUUCCAAGCUAGUGCUGAAUGACUUUGUCCUCUUUUAUGUUUUUGAUUUUAA
Messenger RNA from Musa acuminata subsp. malaccensis (wild Malaysian banana), 1563 nucleotides. RefSeq lists its product as uncharacterized. Gene Ontology annotation, molecular function: hydrolase activity, acting on ester bonds. The record is from RefSeq and is a predicted model, not a curated record. NCBI's taxonomy places the organism in Eukaryota, Viridiplantae, Streptophyta, Magnoliopsida, Zingiberales, Musaceae. Gene Ontology annotation, biological process: GPI anchor biosynthetic process. Gene Ontology annotation, cellular component: endoplasmic reticulum membrane.